AGCACUUAAUUUUAAAAGACUAAGUCAAAAAAAUCUUAACUCAGUCUCGAUGAUCACGAUGUCCAAAGGGCGAUUGAACACUUCUUCUCUUCAUUUGACUUCAGACGUGAGAUUUGGUUAUACAGCUGGCUAGUAUCAGAAAUUCGGAAAAAGGCUCUGAAUUUCGAUGAUGGAGAGAAUAAACACGAAAUGGGUAGCAGCAGCAGCGAGCAUAUGGAUUCAAAGCUUUAGCGGAGCUACAUACACAUUCGCUAUCUACUCUUCUAUCCUCAAAUCAUCUCAAUCUUAUGACCAGUCUACUCUUGAUUUCGUUUCUGUCUUUAAAGACAUCGGUGGUACCUUUGGUAUCAUCUCCGGUUUCCUUUACACGUCCAUGACUUCUAAGCUACACGGUCGUGGUGGUCCUUGGGUUGUGGUUUUGGUUGGGCUGGUUCAGUGGUUUGUGGGAUUCUUUUUUAUCUGGGCUUCGGUUGUUGGGUUGAUUGCACCGCCGCCUGUGCCGCUGAUGUGUUUGUUCGUGUUCUUGGCUGGUCACUCGUUGCCGUUUUUCAAUACGGCUAAUGUUGUCACGGCUGCUCGGAACUUUUCUCAGUAUGGUGGGACAGCUGUUGGCAUUAUGCAGGGAUUUCUAGGUCUAAGUGGAGCAAUUCUGAUUCAGUUGUACCACGCAGUCUGCGGAGGUGAAGGUAAUCCUGCUACUUUCAUUCUUCUCCUGGCUGUAGUACCAACGCUUGUCAUCUUCUUGACUAUGCCUUUUGUAAGAGUUUAUGAAACGGUCACCACGAGUGAGAAGAAACACUUGAAUGGUCUCUCUGUGAUCUCUUUGAUCAUCGCCGCUUAUCUCAUGGUCAUUAUUACGGUUGAAAAUGUUCUCGGUUUAUCACGGUCCAUGCAGAUUUUCUCCUUCGUCCUUGUGCUUUUAUUGCUUGCCUCUCCUCUCUUGGUUGCGGUGAGAGCCCUACGCGAAGAAAGGCCAGCACUUUCUUCUCUGGAUUGUCCUAUUCCCGACACAUCUGCCUUGCUCGGCUCUCCUAGUUCAAAAGCUUUUCCCGAUGGAGAUCAUGUGGUUGUUGAAGACUCAAAUAUACUGGAAGCAAUGAGGACAGUGAACUUCUGGCUGCUCUUCUUGGCAAUGCUAUGUGGGAUGGGUUCAGGAUUCGCGACUAUAAACAACAUGAGACAGAUAGGCGAGUCUCUUCGCUACUCCCCGGUUCAACUCAAUUCCCUGGUCUCUCUCUGGAGCAUAUGGAACUUUCUAGGCCGGUUUGGAGCCGGUUAUAUCUCAGACACAUUCUUACACAAAUACAGCUGGCCAAGACCUAUCUUCAUGGCCAUAACUCUAGGUGUUAUGGCUGUAGGCCACAUCGUAGUGGCAUCUGGUUUACAAGGGAGCCUCUAUGUUGGUUCAGUUUUGAUCGGUAUGGCUUACGGUUCGCAAUGGUCGCUCAUGCCGACAAUCACAUCAGAGAUAUUUGGGAUCCGGCAUAUGGGAACGAUUUAUUUCACGAUUUCGAUUGCAGGUCCUAUCGGGUCGUAUCUUCUCUCUGUGAAAGUGAUAGGUUACUUCUACGACAAGGUGGCUUCUAAGGAUGACAAUUCUUGCUUUGGAAGUCGAUGUUUCAGGACAUCGUUUCUGAUCAUGGCUUCUGUGGCUCUCUUCGGCUCUUUGGUUGCUUCUAUAUUGUUCUUCCGCACAAGCAAGUUUUACAAAAGACUUGUAGCCAAGAGGAACUCGAAGUGAACUUUGCAAAUUGUAUAUUGUUCAUACCUAUAAUUUGAAGGUUGAAACAAUUUAUUGGUAUAGAUCCAAGACUCACGACAAAACUAUUUGUAAUUGUGCCACGUUUGAAAAACAAAAGUAUAUUUACAUGCAAUGGAAAGUUUGGUCGGAUUGACCGGUUGAACCGGAA
Messenger RNA from Capsella rubella, 1910 nucleotides. Its product is annotated as protein NUCLEAR FUSION DEFECTIVE 4. Lineage: Eukaryota; Viridiplantae; Streptophyta; Magnoliopsida; Brassicales; Brassicaceae. Gene Ontology annotation, molecular function: transmembrane transporter activity. The coding region runs from base 167 to 1741 and encodes 524 amino acids. The transcript has 3 exons. Gene Ontology annotation, biological process: transmembrane transport. Gene Ontology annotation, cellular component: membrane. The record is from RefSeq and is a predicted model, not a curated record.